This is a messenger RNA of Echinostoma caproni, 1383 nucleotides long. Lineage: Eukaryota; Metazoa; Platyhelminthes; Trematoda; Plagiorchiida; Echinostomatidae. The record is from the annotation of a GenBank genome assembly.
AUGGGAAGAAGUGCAAGGCUUUCAUUGAUCCUAACACUCUCCCGCAAUGUCAUGCUCCCAAUCAAACCAAUCGAUCGGACCGGUUGGCUGGAAUGGUUCAUCUCGUUUGGGCCAAGAGGAUUCAGUGGGCAGUACUGUGAACACUUGUUCUCCAUCAGCCUCCCCAGUGCCCAUUCGUACAUUGCCAUUGUUCCACCUAGUCGUGGUGCCCUCGUACCGCGGGGAACAAUUUCCCUGAAGGUCAGCACGCACAGCACAUUCGGGAUUCUGAUUUACUACGCUGACUUGGUCAAAACGGGGAAACACGAGUUGCCUGAACAGUAUUUACUGGUGGAUCUGGAUCUUGGCUAUGUUCGUGUUAUGUUCUCUCUGACGAAGGACCUGCCACUCAUUAGAAAACGCUCUGAAUUUAAGGUAAACGAUGGACAUGCCCACGUUAUUCAGCUCCAUGUGGAACGCAGUAAUCUCACACUGCUUGUUGACCAGUUAGUUCAGAAGGACCUGCAUCCAGCGGACUCCGGUGUGCAUCAAUCCAUUGGUACAACAAUCGGGUUGAAGGAGAACAGAACAACUGCUCGUCAUCUGGCGCUGACCAACCCGUUGUAUUUCGGUGGUGCUCCAGCAGACCGACUGGAAGCAGCUGGACGAAUACUGCGCCAAGACUCCGUCCUGGGAAUGACCGGCUGUAUCCAAGAUGUACAAAUCAAUGAACGACCAAUAGAUCUGGCGCGCUUGUUUGGAGCGCCCGUGGACAAAAUGACCGGCGCCGAAGAGAAUCAUUCCGAAAGACCGGCUGAGGCCAAACAACACGGUACCGCGAUCGGUAUACUACCCGGUUGCUAUACAAAACCGAUCGCUUUAUCUGCAACCGUCAGCAAACUGAACUCGAACAGGGCGGUGGAUGGGUCAGACGCAGUGGAACGUAUUCAGCACACACUGGAAUGUGUAAAUCCAAAAGUUUGCCUCAACGGGGGAACCUGCGUCCGACUGGGUGCUGAUACGACGCAUUACAGAUAACAACCGUGUCAUCGCAAUACCCAACGGUCAUUUAUUCGCGAUCCGCAAACGAAUUGCGUCUCUACUCGCAAACUCACCGUCCGGACAUGUGCCGGAUCGUGUAGUGGCGAUGUCGGAACUGCGAGUCCUGGAGAUGAAGCAUCGUCCAAUCUGAGUGAGUUGCCACACUCUGAAUCGGACACAACUCGUUCACUCUGGCUCCCCGAAUCGAUGCGACGACACCGGCGAUCGGAACAGGAGACCAACACCUGUUGUCAACCCAUUAAAGUCCGACAUCGUCGUGUUCAGUUCCAGUGUACGAAUGGCUCGACUUACGAACGCACUGUUAAACUGGUCAAACGAUGCGGUUGUAUCCAAUGCGUGUGA